GUCCGCAACCGCCCGCUCCUCACAACAUAGCCCCCCCCCGGCAGUCGUGAACCAACAGACCAGAAAUGUGCUCUCCCUCCGUGGAUCCGAUUCAGCUUUUUCCUGAACGUACUGAAGACAGUUGAUUUAUGAAAGCGAGCACAUUUGAUCCACUCUUUGAGUACUGAGAGGAAGAAAUUGUCGAGGGGAUCAACACCUGCGCGAGUGAGCGAUCGAGCCCGCUUUGACAGGCAGCCAGCAGCGUGUGGGAAUGGCAGCUCCGCGGCCGAUAAAAGGCAUCCUAAAGAACAAGAAUGACACCGGCAGCGUUCAUCCUGCGCCUGGCGAAUUUCUGGGAGAUAAACCGGAACAAACUCCCGGACUUUCAGAUGAAGACCAGCAAAAGAAAUCCCAGAAGUGGGAUGAGAUGAAUAUUCUGGCAACGUACCAUCCAGCAAACAAAGAUUAUGGCCUGAUGAAGAUAGAUGAGCCCAGCACACCUUAUAACAGUUGGACGGUGGAUGACGAGGAGGAGGUGGCCUUGAACAACUCGAAAGCUUGGAUUGCACUCCAAGUGAAUGACAUAACAACAAGGCUGAAAGCAGCAGAAGGCUCUGAAUCUCGAUUUAUGCAAGAGGAGCAAGAGGAUAGCAGUGAAGAAGAAGAAGAAGAUGAAGAAGAGGAGGAGCUCUCACCUGAAGAACAAGCAAAAAAAAAACAUUUUCAAAUGAUGAGGAAGAGGCACUACAAUGAGGCCCUCAAUAUCAAGCUGGCUCGACAGCUUAUCGCCUGUGAGCUCGAGGAUGAGGAGAUGAGGAACGCACAGGAGAAGGCAGAGGAGAUCAUUGUUGACCCACCACAGGAAGCUGAGUCUUUGGACUAGUGGAUGAGGUGUCUACUCCCGCUUCAGUGUGUGUCGGCUUGCCACGCUGACAAUCGACAUCACUGCGUCGCCUUUUCAACAAGCAGCCACUGCUUCACCCAUUUAACACCCCUAAACAGCCAGUAACCUUCAAUUCACCUCCCUCUACGAGUCCAAAAAGUGCAAUCGAACCCUCUAACCUAGUUAAAAAAAAAAAAAAAAAAGUAAAACCUGAUGUUAUUUAGGUCCCCAACUCCUUGCCUCCCUUUUCACUGAACUGGCACUGAACACACUAAAUAUCAUACGAAUGUGAAAGGAAUUGAAGGUCUUUGAGGGGGAAAAAAGAUGUGACUUCCCACGCUACAGGCCUAAGCGCUAGAAGAUGACUGUGCUUGUACUGGCUCAGUGCAGAUGGACAUUGAAUCUGUGACUCACUGCUCUGGUUUGUUUUUAUAUUGUUCACAGUUUUAAUUUGACAUCCAUAUUUACUAGAUGUUUGUGCUGCAAUGUCAAACAGUAAGUCGAAAUGUGUUUUUCUUAGAGCAAAUCAACACAGAUUUUUUUUUCUUCCUCUUUACACAGGACCACACCUCACCUAUAAUUUUCAGAACAAUAAAUCUUGAUCCUCUUGAGUGAAAGCAUUUUCCAAACACUGAAAAAUAUAACAUUGUGGGUUUUUUUAAAACAGCAAUUUUCAUUAUAAUUAAAAAAAACAAAACAUCCCUACGCCUUGGUGAUAUGCAUAAAAGCCAGGACUGACUAAAGUUACAGCUCUCUGUUGUUCAUGGGUGGAGUAAUAAUGUUAUCUAACAUACAAGGACGCAGCAGUUUAAUAUAAAGUACGGAUGGUGGAUGAGCACAUGUUCACAGGAUGGUGACGUCAGAGGAAAUAUUUUACUUUCCAAGAAUCCUCUGCCAGCUUGAAGACAACCAAUGUUUUCUGUGCAUUUGUAAUUUUGACUUUCCAUCAUUUCAUCAUACAGCAUUUAAGUUCAUUUUAAUGAGGAGCACCCAAUUAAAACGCUUACUUGAGUUUGUGCUUUGGUAAUAAAUAAUUUCCAUGUUAGAGAAAAUAACAAUGACAGAUGAAUAAAAUGAGUAUGUUGGCUUUAUUAAGUGUUCCUAAUAUCUAAAGUUGUAAUUUUCAAAAUUAAGGGAGAUCUGGACAGUUUGGUAUAUAGGAGCACCCCUGACAGUGUGUUUUGCUGUAUUGUUAAUUUCUUUUUGUUUGAAUCAUUAAAUACUUGUGACUGGU
This is a messenger RNA of Syngnathoides biaculeatus (alligator pipefish), 2096 nucleotides long. It is a transcript of the gene ppp1r2, whose product is annotated as protein phosphatase 1, regulatory (inhibitor) subunit 2. Gene Ontology annotation, biological process: regulation of signal transduction. The transcript has 6 exons. Lineage: Eukaryota; Metazoa; Chordata; Actinopteri; Syngnathiformes; Syngnathidae. Bases 251 to 862 code for a protein of 203 amino acids. The record is from RefSeq and is a predicted model, not a curated record. Gene Ontology annotation, molecular function: protein phosphatase inhibitor activity.